Aspergillus pseudoviridinutans is the source of this 1392-nucleotide messenger RNA. RefSeq names its product putative MFS transporter Seo1. The transcript has 6 exons. The coding region runs from base 1 to 1392 and encodes 463 amino acids. Lineage: Eukaryota; Fungi; Ascomycota; Eurotiomycetes; Eurotiales; Aspergillaceae. The record is from RefSeq and is a predicted model, not a curated record. Gene Ontology annotation, cellular component: membrane. Gene Ontology annotation, molecular function: transmembrane transporter activity. Gene Ontology annotation, biological process: transmembrane transport.
AUGGCUUCAGAGCAACGCAGAAAGUGGUAUCACAUCAAGUGGUUUGCAGACGAUGACACGAAAGAGGAACGGCAGCUUAUCCUCAAGCUGGAUCUUCUGAUUGUUCCAUAUGCCUUUCUUGCGUACUGGACCAAAUAUAUAGACCAAUCCAACAUAAACAAUGCAUAUGUUUCGGGUCUUUCUGAUGACCUAAAACUGCAUGGUAAUGACCUCGUUCAUCUGCAGACAAUGUACACCGUUGGCGCGGUUCUGGGUCAAAUCCCCUUCGCAUAUCUCUUCACCAAAUUUCCAAUGUCCUGGAUUAUUCCAGCUUUGGAUAUUUCAUGGGGUGUGUUUACGCUACUGCAGUAUCGAGUGACAUCGUACGGGGAGUUGAUGGCUUACCGAUUUCUCGUCGGGUGGUUUGAGGCUGCAUUCUUCCCGGGCAUGCAUUACAUUUUCGGAUCUUGGUAUCGCGGGGAUGAAAUCGGCCGUAGAGGCGGCUGCUUUUAUGUCGGUCUCACUCUCGGAACGUUGACAUCGAGCUUAAUCCAAGCUGGCACGUCGGCAAGGCUUGACGGCGUCCAUGGCCUGGCAGGGUGGCGAUGGAUGUACAUUAUCUGUGCAAUCAUCACCAUUCCCAUUGGCUUGCUGGGAUAUCUGAUCUUACCCGGGACUCCUGACAAGCCGAAUAGACUAGAACAUUUCCGAUGGAAGGCGCUCUUGAACAUUGCUUGCAAUUGGAGAUUUUGGGCUUUACUCCUGCUGGAUAUUUUCUUCUGGAACGGAAGCGUCAACACCACUACAGGAGGGUAUCUUCUCUGGCUGAAAAGUCUCAAGAAAUUCUCGACCAGUCGCAUCAACGAGCUCAACGCGAUUUCUCCAGCAUUGGGGAUCUUCUACACGCUCUUCAUCUGUUUCUCAUCGGAUCUUUUGUUCGGCCCUGCCUGGGCUAUCACCAUUGCACACACUUGGAACAUCAUCGGGCUGGUGAUACUCGUCGUAUGGGAUGUCCCCCAGUCCGCGCUCUGGUUCGCAUUUGCCACAACCUAUUCUGCCGUCGCUAUGUCCAGUGUGCUCUACGGCUGGGUUAACAGUCAACUGCGCUACUCGCCUGUUGAACGAGCGGUGGCACUGAUCAUUUUGAAUGCCGUCUCGCAAUCAACGACCGCGUGGACGCCCUUGCUAGUCUUCAAGACUGUCGAGGCUCCUCGAUUCACUAAAGGGUACUCGUUCGUACUCGGUAACGCCAUAUGCUUAAUUAUACUGGCUCAUGCCAUUCAGUUCUUCACCCGACGAGAGGAGAGAAACCUGAAAAGAGCGGAAGGUAACUCCUACAUCAGCGACUCAGACGAAACGAGGGACAUUGAGCCUGGUGAUCGAGCAACCUUGCAGGUCUAUCCGGAGAAGUAG